Haliotis rubra (blacklip abalone) is the source of this 1168-nucleotide messenger RNA. RefSeq names its product transient receptor potential cation channel subfamily M member 5-like. The record is from RefSeq and is a predicted model, not a curated record. NCBI's taxonomy places the organism in Eukaryota, Metazoa, Mollusca, Gastropoda, Lepetellida, Haliotidae. Gene Ontology annotation, biological process: monoatomic cation transmembrane transport. Gene Ontology annotation, molecular function: monoatomic cation channel activity. The coding region runs from base 11 to 1168 and encodes 385 amino acids. The transcript has 13 exons.
CAUUGUCAAAAUGGUGUUCAGAGAAGCAAUUCUACAAGAAAAAUCUGAAUGCGUUGAAUUCCUUCUUGACUGUGGGGUUUCUGCAGUGGAAGAUCUUGACAUGUUGGAACUGUACCAAAAGACGAACAAAGGCCUGCAGAAGAAUGUGUCAGAAAUAUUCCACAAGAGCAAGAAAGAAUAUGACCUGAAACGAAUAAUGGAUUUCAUCUCAGAAGACAAAGAGGAUACUCCAAACAGGUGCACAUUCGUGAAAGAGUUGUGCAAGAAAGCGCAUAACCGAAAGAAAACAAAGACGGACCUAUUCAAGGAGGAACACGAAACCAUUGCCUAUUCAGAACAGCAACAGAAGAGAGACUACAGGAAGGAGCUCAUUUCACAACUGGAACAGGUCCAGCUAGAGGUUGACCUUUCAGAGAUACAUCGAAACAUUCACAAAAAAUACGCAGAUUUCAAAGGGAAGACAGAAUCAGAUCAUGGCUCAAGGGCAUCCAUGAGUGUAGAUGCAGAGAAAGAGAGUGAUGCGGGCUUAGAAAGAGAUAUGCGAAACGCGGGCAUACGCUCAUUCACGGAUAGAAUCCUCGAGCAGUUUGUACCACGUGUCUUCGUCAGCAAAGACCAGAACACCAACAGCACACAAAAGCAAGGCACAUCGGAAGUUGGGACUCAUCAUUACACAGGAGAAACAGUCGACACGGAAGAGAGAACUAUGGGAGGUGAAAUAUUUACACAGCUGUUCUUGUGGGCGGUUUUAACUAACAGGAACAUCGUGGCUCGACAUUUUUGGACUCGAGGACAGGACCUUGUUGUGUCUGCCCUGAUAGCCGGUACCAUUAUGGAGAGCAUUGCAGACAAAACGUAUAAUAGCAGGAAGAAAGCGAUACGAAAGGAAAAUGCAAGCUUCUACCGAUCACUGACAGUCGGGACAAUGGAUGCGUGUUAUUGGGACCACAAGAAGACGACGGUGAAGCUUAUCGAUAAACGAAUCAAAGACAACUCUUGGGGUGUUGAUUUUCUAGCCCUGGCCUUCGAAAGUAAAAACUCGAGUAUAUUCAACAGUGAAGGCAUGGUGUUCUACACCUUAUCAAAAUGGUAUGGCGACAUCCCCAAAUCUACAUCUAUGCUGAAGGUGGGUUUAACUUAUAGUGCCGAUAAUCGGGAGCUUCUUUGA